AGUAACACGUCGUCAGUUAUUAAUUUGAAUUUCAAUAAAACAAAAGAAAACCAAAUCCUUGUGAACAGUUAAUUUCGUUGCAAAAAUUUGUCAUUUACACAAUGGCAAAGUAUAAUUUAAUCACCCUUAUGGUGGCUAUGGUGGUUCAGAUUUGUGUUGCCGGACCGGUUGAACAAGUUCAACUGAUAUCCGGUGGAUCAAAUAUGCAAGUGUCAUCAACGGCACCGGCUGGUACGGCUCGUACGAUGCCAGGUAGCCAAGUUGAUAAGACGGCAAAAUUGGGAAAAAACGUUUACAUUGGAUACUAUGCAUUGAUUGGCGCCGAUGCUGAAAUCGGUGAUAAUGUGAUUGUGUUAAGCGAUUCCGUUAUUCCGCCAAAGUGCCAAGUGCCCGAUAAUCGAAUCGUUAUGAACGGACCAUUUACGGUCGAUUUGGUAUUUCUUCUUCAAGAUAUGGAAUCGAUCAACACUGACUACAGAAAACAACAUCAAUCCACUGUUGACACUAUUUUACAAGAUAAAAAUUUUAAAGCAAUAAUUGAAGAAAAAAUACACAAGAUAUUUGAGGAAUUAUUGAAUAAUCCCACUACAUUUGUCAAAUCUGGCGAUUUAUAUGUGGUUUUAAGAGCGUUUUUACAACAUCUUUACGGUGCCAAACUCAAUGAAAUGUUGACAAAUCAAGAUAACAAUGGAAGUGCAUUCCAAAAGAAAGACAUGUCAACGAUUCAUUUUCCACGGAAUCCGACAAAUGAUGAUGAAAAUACGCGCAAUUAUUUAGCAAAAAAACUAUUGGCUAUUUUUUACGUGUAUAUGUCACCAGUCACCCAAAGUUUGGACGAAUUUACCACACUUGCCGAUGCUAUCAUAAAGGAUGAUGUGCAAAUUGUAACAGCUCAAGAGCUUGCGCAAGAUAUGAAUUCAAAUUCAGGAACCAAUCAACCCAAAUCGGAACGUGUACUGAAUGCAGAAAAACUUGUAGCAAAUAUUCCGCGUGGAACAUUGGUUGGUGGUGGUCUACUUCCCGGCUGGCUUGGAGGUAAGAAAAAACCAGAAGCUUCGGCUUCAGCUGCAAGUUCGGCUUCAGCUGCAUCGAGUUCAACGAGCUCGUUAAGUUCGUCAAGUUCAUCGAGUUCGUCAAGCUCAUCGAGUGCUUCAAGCACUGCUGCAGCCGCAGGAAAUACAAAAACUGGUGGUGGUUUUCUUUCCUACUUGUUUGGUGGUAAAAAACAACAAGCCUCUGCUCAAGCACACGCAACUGCAGGUCAGAAGGACGGUUUUCUUUCCGGUUUACUUGGUGGUAAGAAGCACCAAGCCCACGCUGAAGCAUCUGCAGGUCAAGGUAGUGGUGGUUUUCUUUCCGGUCUGCUUGGGGGUAAAAAACAGAGCAUUCCACAUGCUAUCAGUUCUGCUACAGCUACAACAGGUCAUCAAAGUGGUGGUAGUGGUCUACUUUCCAGUUGGUUUGGGGGUAAAAAACAGAACUCCCUCAGUUCAGCGGCAUCUUCCGUAGCUAGUAUGGCAUCGGCAUCAUCACAUUCAGUCGGAUCUUCUCAUUCAUUGUCAAAUUCUGCAAUGGCUGCAGCUUCAGCUUCAGCUUCAGUAGCCGGAUUUUCAAGCCCGAAUCACAGCCCUUAUAUGACUCCUGAACAUGCCAAAUACUUCAUCGAAGAGCAUGGUUAUCCUUGUUUCCAGUAUUGUCCUUAUUGUGGUGGUGAUUUCAUGGCGCUUAUGCAAUCAAAUGCACAAUUCGGACAAACCUUAUUACGCAGUAGAUCAGCUGGCUCACAUCAUCAUGGUUUCGGCCAAACGCACACAGCAACCUCGAAUCAUGGUGGUCUUCAUCGCGUGAAAAGUUUUUCUGGAGAUGCACUUAAUGGACAUUCGCAGCACUACGAACAUCGGAAAACUAAUGGCGGAUCAAUGACAUCGAUUAGUUCAGAAUCACAUUCUACAUCUGGCGGUCUUUUGCAUAAUGCAGCGAAUACCUUGAUUCAUAAUGGCAUCUCUAACUCUGGUCAUGGUCAACAUGUCUCAACGGGUGCCAGUGCUUCGUCCGCUAAUUCAUUCGCUGCUAAUCACGGCUAUGUGAGCAGUGGUAGUGCAGCCCAUGCCUCAAGCGAAGUUUCAACGGCUCACGAAGAAAGUCGAACCGGUUCGGUCUCUUUUGCUACGUCCAGUGCACAAAAUCAUGAGCAUACAAAACACACACAACAAUCUCAUCAGAUAUCUUCAUAUGCCGAUGCUAGUGCAAGCUCAAAGGUCAAAAGUCAUCACGAACAAUCAUCAGCCAGUGCAAACGUUGAAAAUUAUCAUAGGUACGAAGAAAUGGAACGUCGUAAACAAUCACAAUCAAUGGCGUCUUCUUUUGCCACUUCCAGUGCUGCCACUUCCAGUGCUGCCUCUUCGAGUGCCGCCACUUCUAGUGCUGCUAACAGUGAUAGUAGUCGAACUGAGCAUCGUUUCAACGAGAGACAAGAUAAUCAUCGACAUCAUUCCGAAACGAUGGUGGCUUCAUCUUAUUCAGAUUCAAGUGCAAGUCAAAAUCAUUCACUUGGACUGGCUACUGCACAGAUUUCAAACCAAAAUCGUUUUGAAGAAAUGAAACAUGGCCAACAAAGUAUGUCUUCUUCCUAUGCUGAUUCUAGAUUCGCCAAUACACAGACUGAGAGUCGACGUCGCAGUAAAAGAGAUCAAUCUACUACAACUACUACAACAACCACAACAACGAGUGAACGUCAACGACUUGAAAAUUAUCACAGACACCAGCAAAUGAAACGCAGCCAACAAUCGGAAGAAAUGUCAUCGUAUGCUGGUUCAAGUGCACGUACACAAUUCGAUAGCAGUCAAAGUCAUCGUGAGCAAUCAUUAGCCAGUGCACAGAUUGAGAAUCACCGAAGUUACGAAGAAAUGAAUCAUCGUCAACAAUCACAAGCAAUGGCCGCAUCUAGUUCUAGUGGUGGCACACAAAUUCAACGACAUCGCAGCCACCGAGAAAGAAAUCACAACAAAAAAGCACAAAUUUUGUCUGUUCAUGUAAACGUGGGAAAUUCCAAUUCACAGCAUUAUCAACAGCAACAGAUUCUCAAUCAACAUUCACAUUCUCAUGCCAAUUUGUAUACCAAGAGUCAUUCGGCAAAUUAUAAUCUCGGUUUGUGCGACGAUAGAAAUUGUAUGGCUUGCAAAACAUUUGCUUUAGAGAAACAACGAUGGGAACAUCACAUUAUGGACCAACAUCAACGACGUAAAGACGAACGAUAUAGAAUGUCUGGUCAGACAGCAUCAACUUCAGCAGCAGCAGCAGCAGCAGCAGCGGCAUCAUCAACUUCAAGUGGCGUUACAGGCAUGCAUGGUCUUGGCUAUAAUCACGGUGUAUCAUCAGAAGCUUCAUCCGCAGCUUCGGCUGCAACUUCAACUAUUGCAGAAAAUAGUCAAUUUGGACAUAUCGGACGUUCACAUUCAUUACCAUUGGAAAGGAAUGAAUCUUGGGACGAAUUUUCUAUUCGUAACAAUGGCGGAGGAAUGGGUAUGAAUGGAAUAGCUGGUGGAUCAUCUGGCGCAGCCAGUGCAUCAAGUGCAUCCAGUGCAUCUAGCGCAUCCAGCGCAUCCAGUGCAGCCAGCGCAUCAAGUGCAUCAAGUGCAUCUAUUGCAGCCAGUGCAUCAAGCGCGUCCAGUACAGCCAGCGCAUCCAGCGCAUCCAGCGCAUCCAGUGCAGCCAGUGCAGCCAGCGCAUCAAGUGCAUCAAGCAGUAGCUCAUCAAGCAGUUCUUCGGGCUCAUCCGGCUUUGGGCAAACUGGCUUUGGUGGAUCUGCAUCUGCAGGUUUUUAAGCCAUCAAUAUUGAAUUUCACGAAAGAAUUUAUAAUUUAGUGGGAACAAACCAAUAACCGUAUUAUAAAUAUUCUAUGUUAUAAACCAAA
Molecule: messenger RNA, 3914 nt
Organism: Contarinia nasturtii (swede midge)
Lineage: Eukaryota; Metazoa; Arthropoda; Insecta; Diptera; Cecidomyiidae
Product: pneumococcal serine-rich repeat protein-like
Exons: 22
Coding region: 102-3824 (1240 amino acids)
Source: RefSeq, a predicted model, not a curated record